AUGUCGAAUCCAUUACUGGCCGGCAAUCGCGACGACCCUCUUAUGCUGUUGAGUAGCCAUCACCCCUCCUCCCCGAUCGCCGUUUCCGAUGCCGACAGCUACCUCCUCGACGCCUACCAAUUUGGCAGCGCCUCCAGUAGCCUACAGAACGAAGCCGGCUUCCUCGGCGGCGGUUACGACCCUGGACUGAUCAGCGAAUCUGAAUACGGAUUCUCCAGGCCCGAUUUCAGGCAGGAACCGCUCGUGGGGACGGUGGAGAUGUACGAGCGCCACGUGUUCCUUUGCUACAAGAACCCUCAGGUCUGGCCUCCCCGCAUUGAGGCUGCUGAGUUCGAUCGCCUGCCCAGGCUUCUCGCCGCCGCUUUGGCGGCUAGGAAGUUUGAUAUGAAGCGAGAGACUCGCUUAACAAUAUGUGAGGGGCAUGACGGGACCGAGACAUCAAAUGGUGACGUGUUAAUCUUUCCAGACAUGACCAGAUACAGGAGAUUAACACAUUUUGAUGUUGACACAUUUGUGGAGGAAGUGCUCGUGAAGGAUGGGGAGUGGCUCCCUGGAAGUCCGGAAACUCUGAGGGGUUGGUACAUCUUUGUAUGCUGCCACGGGUCAAGAGAUCGACGUUGUGGUGUUUGUGGGCCAUCUGUAAUGAGUAAAUUCAAAAAUGAGAUCGAGCUGCGUGGUAUACAAGGGAAGGUGUUUGUUAGCCCUUGUUCACACAUAGGAGGUCAUAAGUAUGCAGGCAACGUGAUAAUUUUUGGACCGAAUAUAAAAAAGGAAGUUACAGGACAUUGGUAUGGGUAUGUCAUGCCUGAAGAUGUUCCUCUUUUGCUUGAACAGCAUAUUGGAAGAGGAGAAAUAGUAGAUUUCCUGUGGAGAGGACAAAUGGGACUAUCAGAAGAAGAACAGAAAAAAUGUCUGGAACAGAGGUCUAUGCUUAAUGGCGGAACAAAUGCAGAUAGAACCACUAAAGAAACAAAAGAAGUAGCUGCCAGCUCAUCAUGCACAUCUGGAUCUGAUGUGAAAGGUUGCGGUCAGGCGAACGGUGGCUUCUCCUGCUGUCAGAGUCCUAUUCUGCUAGAAAAGUGCGGGGAUUUUGAUUUCGAGGAGGUUGCAGCAAACUGCAUGACAGAUGAAAAAAAGAAGAAAAAAUCUAAAAAUCAAAUUUCUCUAAAUAAUGUGGGGAAGGGGACUCGUAAGGUAUCGUCUAUGCCAAUGUGGUACGAAAGCUGGGAACGUGAGGAUACGUACGCGGCCCUUGCUGUUGUGGCUGCUGCCUUGUCAAUUGUAUUCUCGUACAAAUGUUUCAAGGAACUUAGCUGA
This is a messenger RNA of Striga hermonthica, 1317 nucleotides long. The record is from the annotation of a GenBank genome assembly. NCBI's taxonomy places the organism in Eukaryota, Viridiplantae, Streptophyta, Magnoliopsida, Lamiales, Orobanchaceae.